Messenger RNA from Pipistrellus kuhlii (Kuhl's pipistrelle), 4831 nucleotides. RefSeq names its product protein kinase AMP-activated catalytic subunit alpha 2 (gene PRKAA2). NCBI's taxonomy places the organism in Eukaryota, Metazoa, Chordata, Mammalia, Chiroptera, Vespertilionidae. The record is from RefSeq and is a predicted model, not a curated record. Gene Ontology annotation, cellular component: cytoplasm. Gene Ontology annotation, molecular function: ATP binding; AMP-activated protein kinase activity. Gene Ontology annotation, biological process: intracellular signal transduction; protein phosphorylation. The coding region runs from base 85 to 1743 and encodes 552 amino acids. The transcript is spliced from 9 exons.
CGCUGCACUGUGGGUAGCGGCGCCGCUCGGGGAGCCCUCGGUGGCGGCGGCGGCGGCGGUGGAGCGAGGCUGCGCGCGCCGAAGAUGGCUGAGAAGCAGAAGCACGACGGGCGGGUGAAAAUCGGCCACUACGUGCUGGGCGACACGCUGGGCGUCGGCACCUUCGGCAAAGUGAAGAUUGGAGAACAUCAGUUGACAGGUCAUAAAGUGGCAGUUAAAAUCCUAAAUAGACAGAAGAUUCGCAGUUUAGAUGUUGUUGGAAAAAUAAAGCGGGAAAUUCAAAAUCUAAAACUUUUUCGUCAUCCUCAUAUUAUCAAACUAUACCAGGUAAUCAGCACUCCAACAGAUUUUUUUAUGGUAAUGGAAUAUGUGUCCGGUGGUGAAUUAUUUGACUACAUCUGUAAACAUGGACGGGUUGAAGAAAUGGAAGCCAGGCGGCUCUUUCAGCAGAUCCUGUCUGCGGUGGAUUACUGUCAUAGGCAUAUGGUUGUGCACCGAGACCUGAAACCAGAGAAUGUGCUGUUGGAUGCACACAUGAAUGCCAAGAUAGCUGAUUUUGGAUUAUCUAAUAUGAUGUCAGAUGGUGAAUUUCUGCGAACUAGUUGUGGAUCUCCAAAUUAUGCAGCACCUGAAGUAAUCUCAGGCAGAUUGUAUGCAGGUCCUGAGGUUGACAUCUGGAGCUGUGGUGUUAUUCUAUAUGCUCUUCUCUGUGGCACCCUUCCAUUUGAUGAUGAGCAUGUGCCUACAUUAUUUAAGAAGAUCCGAGGGGGUGUUUUUUAUAUCCCAGAAUACCUCAAUCGUUCUGUCGCCACUCUCCUGAUGCAUAUGCUGCAGGUUGAUCCCCUUAAACGAGCAACUAUCAAAGACAUAAGAGAGCAUGAAUGGUUUAAACAAGAUUUGCCCAGUUACUUAUUUCCUGAAGACCCCUCCUAUGAUGCUAACGUCAUUGAUGAUGAGGCUGUGAAAGAAGUGUGUGAAAAAUUUGAGUGUACAGAAUCAGAAGUAAUGAACAGUCUAUAUAGUGGUGACCCUCAAGACCAGCUUGCAGUGGCCUAUCAUCUUAUUAUUGACAAUCGGAGAAUAAUGAACCAAGCCAGUGAGUUCUACCUCGCCUCUAGUCCCCCAACGGGUUCCUUUAUGGAUGAUAGUGCCAUGCAUAUUCCUCCAGGCCUGAAACCUCAUCCAGAAAGGAUGCCACCUCUUAUAGCAGACAGCCCUAAAGCAAGAUGUCCAUUGGAUGCCCUGAAUACAACUAAGCCCAAAUCUUUGGCUGUAAAGAAAGCCAAGUGGCAUCUUGGAAUCCGAAGUCAAAGCAAACCAUAUGACAUUAUGGCUGAAGUUUACCGAGCUAUGAAGCAGCUGGAUUUUGAAUGGAAGGUAGUGAACGCAUACCACCUUCGUGUAAGGAGAAAAAACCCAGUGACUGGCAAUUAUGUGAAAAUGAGCUUACAGCUUUACCUGGUUGACAAUAGAAGUUAUCUUUUGGACUUUAAAAGCAUUGAUGAUGAAGUGCUGGAGCAGAGGUCUGGUUCCUCAACACCUCAGCGUUCCUGUUCUACUGCUGGCUUACAUAGACCCAGAUCAAGUUUUGAUUCUGUGACUGCUGAGAGCCAUUCAUUGUCGGGCUCCCUCACUGGCUCCUUGACUGGAAGCACACUGUCCUCAGUUACACCUCGCCUGGGCAGCCACACCAUGGAUUUUUUUGAAAUGUGUGCCAGUCUGAUCACUACUUUAGCUCGUUGAUGAUUUUCCCCUAGUUUUAUCUUUCUGUUGUUGCACUGUGAAAAUCACAUGUAUUCUUUAAAUUAUUAUUUUACUUAUGUAUACACAUACUCUAAAAUGCUGAUUGGCAGACAUGAAUAUUGCCAGGGGACACUCAAUGCCAUUGAAAUUAUGAAAACAAAAGUCUGACAUUUUAUUUAUCUGUAUAAAUCUGUAAUUCUAUUUUGUCUAUGAUAAAUUCAUAUAGGCAGUAUCAUUAGUAGGUGAACACUGAUGAAGAUCAUUAAUUAAAAUUGUGAAUUCACUACGGAUGACUAAUACACCUUCACUGAUGAACCAUCUCAGUCAGAGGGUGGUUUGGCAGCAUCUCCUUGCUUUACCCUUUAGUGUAGGUAAAUCCAGUUAACUACCUAAAAAUUUCAGCAAGCUUGAAGAUAUGUUUAUGCUACCAGUUCUUUUCUUUUUUAAAUCCUCAUCCAAGUAGUGAGGAUAUUUUUUCCAUUGAUCCCAUAGAUAGAAUGGAAGGGAGAAGGGGAGAGAGAGAAACAUAGAUGUGAGAGAGACACAUCCAUUGGUUGCCUCUUACACAUGCUGUGAGGAACAAACCAGGAUCCCAAGUAUCUGUCCUUGAUCUGGAAUCAAGCUCCCAACCCUAUAUUGCACAGGUUGAUGCUCUAACUACUCAGCACACUGGCCAGGGCUGCACCAUUCAUUUUGCACAUGAUUGAUAAAUAAAACAACCAUUUGUAAAAUAGUAUUUAAAUAUCGAAAUCUUAAAAAUGUGCCCCCAAAAUUUCAGAAGUCAAGUUCUAGGAAUUUUUGCCUAGUAUUUGACAGAAAGGCUGUGGUUCUGAAACCGUAACCAUGAUUUCCUGGUUUCUUAAAAAUAACUGUAACCAAUUAGAUGUUUUAUCUAAAGACCAGAAAAUCAGGCCCAGUGCAUGAAUUUUGUGCACUGGUAGGGUCCCUAGUAGCUGCUGGUUGCUGGCCAGGGCCUCCCUUCCUUCCCAGCCCACUCUGCCCCCUGGUUGAACUCCCAGAUGACCACCUGGUCAUGAGGACAAUUUGCAUACUACACUUUUAUAAUAGAAUGUCCACGAAUAAUAUACUUAUUUUAAGAGCCUUCAAGGUUCUACUCAAUAUUGAAACAUCUGGAAUUGCAACAACUUUUGUCAUAAACAUAUCAUUUAAAACAUGCCUUUAAAACCUACCCUUCUGAAUUCUUUUUGGUUCUAUUUAUUUUUGUACUUUACUGAGCAUGAUAAAACUGACAGUUACAUGAAACAAAGAAUAUCUUCAGUUCCUUAAAAGAGAACUCUAAUCUCUUAUUAUGUGUGGUGGUAAGGUAUGUGUGUGUGUUGGUAAGGUGUGUGUGUGUGUGUUGCAUCCCACAUGUUAAUUCUUCAGGGGAAGUUUGUCAUUGCAACCACCCACUUCUUCACUUUUCCUGGUCACCAUUGUCUUUGUUUAUUGUAUGAUCCUUAGUGGCUGAUUGGUUUAGACUUUAAAUCCUAUUUGAAAACGCUGUUCUGGGCUUAAGGGCUUUUAUGUAAUUCUGGAGUUUGAUAGGCUGUAACCUUCAUUGUUGAACUUUUUAGGGCAGGGAAGCUGUAAACAUUAAAAAAAAAAAAUCUCUUGUAUAAAUAUAUAUGUUGUUCACUCACCAAAGCUUUUUAAAGGAACCCAAAAAGGCUUUUGUUUGUUUUGUCCAGGUUGUUAUUUAAAAAAAAAACCCACACACACCUAUAUACAGUAGGAUAGAUAAUAGCUUAUUAAUUAUAUUUUGUUUUAGUAAAAGUAAUUAAUUUUAAAGUUAUGUAUAAUUUACCUAAUUUGUAUUUAUUCAUUUGUUUUCUACAGCAUGCUGUGAUUCACCUGACUUAACCUAGAAAAGAUUAAGCUCUUGAAAACAAAAAGUGAUUAAACCUUGACAGGUUUCUCUUUGCCAAAAAUAAUGCUUCCUACCAGAAGCAAAUGAGAAUGCUAGACCAAAUUUCUUCCAUGUCUAUGGAAGAUAAGUAUGUCUACCUUUAAAGAGUUUUGAGUCAGGAGUGUGCAGUGCUACAUCAUAUUGUUUUGUAGAACUUUUAAAAAAUCUUAAGUAACUUUUUAAGUCUGACUUAAUAUAAAAUAAAAGGAACCUUUGCUGGAAAGAGGGUGGGGUUGCAGUCAAGAAGUUUUAAGUUUAAGCCCUUGUAAGGUUGCCACCUAGUGGCACAAAAGGGUGCUUUCUGUGAUUAUUUUUAUAGGGAUAAGCAGUAUUCCUAUUGUUAGUCUGAUGUGCAUUAUAGAUACAGCAUAAUUUUGGCCUUUCCAAGUGUGUAAAUACCUCUUUUUGGAAAAGCAAGGCCACCCCAUAACCUGUGCCAGACUAAUCAGAAAUAAGGAACUAAUCUGAUUCCUUAUCCUCACUGACAAAAUCCCUAAUAAUUUUGAAGGUGGAAAAACAGUAGGAAGGAACCCAGUGGUAUUUUAGCUUUGUUAGUCUUAAUAAAUCAUAUAUUAGAAACCUAUUCAUAUAAAAACUACUUUAUAUGGAUUAUAUUUUUUAUUUACUAUUUUCUCAUUCUUGCCAGUAUUCAUGAAUAUCAAUAAUUUGGUAGUUACCUGUUGAGGGUCACAGUUUUGGUUUAGUAUGCUUAAGUUUUUAAAGCACAGCUCUUCUGUGAAUCUAGAAUUGUUUUGUGGAGAGAAGAUUCCAGGAGGCUUAGUCCAGGAUAACCAGAGCUAGGACAUUGUCAAAGGAGGCUUUCUGUUGCUAAUGAACAGAGAAGUACUAAAUCCCCACAAUCAGUACUAAUUCCCGACAUUUCAGUCUUAUGUACUGGUUAAUUGUGAAUGUGCUUUGUGGUAGGCAGAUCUGCAGUAGGAACAACUAUUUCCAGUUAAAAUUUUAGAAGAGAGUUUCUAUAGUUAGGUUAUAGAUAAAGGCUUAGAUAUGUCAUGGAAAUGGACUCCAUCGGAUUCUAGAGUAACAUUUCCCAAAUUGUAUCCUGCGAGAUACUCUGCAGAAAUAUUCCACUCGAACAAGUUUGGAAAAUGUGAUGUGCUACUCUCCCGCUUGAAGAUGACAGUCGAUGUGAGAGUUAAAGGCUUUGAUGCCCUGUGG